Miniopterus natalensis is the source of this 1639-nucleotide messenger RNA. It is a transcript of the gene PAQR7, whose product is annotated as progestin and adipoQ receptor family member 7. The record is from RefSeq and is a predicted model, not a curated record. Gene Ontology annotation, cellular component: plasma membrane. Lineage: Eukaryota; Metazoa; Chordata; Mammalia; Chiroptera; Miniopteridae. Gene Ontology annotation, molecular function: steroid binding; nuclear steroid receptor activity. Gene Ontology annotation, biological process: response to steroid hormone.
GAGUUUUUUUAGAGGAUCCCAAGCAAAUCUGUCAGGCUAGGGAUAUUUUCAAUACUACUACUAUUUUUAAUAAUUAAUUACUACUAUUAAUAAUAACAAUAGCAGUCGUUUAUUGAGUCCCUAAACUGUGCUAAAAGUUUGUUCUAAUACAUUUAACCUUCCCGGCACUCUGUGAGGUAGAUAAUAUUGUAAUGCCAUGAGGGGCCUGAGGAUCAGAGAAGGUGAAUCACUUGGCUCAGAUCACAGAGCUCGUAUGUUACGGAAUCUAGUCAAACUUGGUUUGCCUGAGUCUGAAGUCCAUCUCCUUCAUGAGCCUGUAUAGAACCUGCUUUCUUUUUUCUUCCUAACUUCCUUUUAUUCUGUUUCCCACUGAAUAGAGGACACAAGCCAGUCAAGGUUGCCUGACAUUCAACAGCCACGCCCUGGACACCUGAUCUCAGCCCCACUUUGCCUCUCUGGCUGUGCACUCUUGGCUCCCUCCCCAGCCCACAGCCAUGGCCACCAUGGUGGCCCAGAAGCUUGGCCACCUCCUGCCCAGUUUGUGGCAGGUCCCCCAGGAGCCUCGGCCGGCGCAGCCAGAGCCUGUGUUCACGGUGGACCGGGCCAUGGUGCCCCGCCUCUUCUGGAAGCCGUACAUCUACGCGGGCUACCGGCCGCUGCACCAGACGUGGCGCUUCUACUUCCGCACGCUGUUCCAGCAGCACAACGAGGCGGUCAACGUCUGGACCCACCUGCUGGCGGCCCUGGUGCUGCUGCUGCGGCUGGCCGUCUUCGUGGGCACCGUGGACUUCUGGGGAGACCCCCAUGCGCUGCCCCUCUUCAUCAUCGUCCUCGCCUCCUUCACCUACCUCUUCCUCAGUGCCUUGGCUCACCUCCUGCAGGCCAAGUCCGAGUUCUGGCACUACAGCUUCUUCUUUCUGGACUACGUGGGUGUGGCCGUGUACCAGUUUGGCAGUGCCCUGGCACACUUCUACUAUGCCAUCGAGCCUGCCUGGCACGCCCAGGUGCAGACCAUUUUCCUGCCCACGGCCGCCUUUCUCGCCUGGCUUUCCUGCACCGGCUCGUGCUAUAACAAGUACAUCCAGAAGCCCGGCCUGCUGGGCCGCACGUGCCAGGAGGUGCCCUCGGCGCUCGCCUACGCGCUGGACAUCAGCCCGGUGGCACACCGCAUCCUGGUGUCCCCCAACCCUGCCACGGAUGACCUUGCUCUUCUCUACCACAAGUGCCAGGUCGUCUUCUUCCUGUUGGCUGCUGCUUUCUUCUCGGCCCUGAUGCCUGAGCGCUGGUUCCCUGGCAGCUGCCACCUCUUUGGGCAGGGCCACCAGCUCUUCCAUGUCUUCUUGGUGUUGUGCACACUGGCUCAGCUGGAGGCUGUGGCGCUGGACUAUGAGGCCCGGCGGGCCAUAUAUGAGCCACUGCAUACCCGCUGGCCCCACAACUUCUCCGGCCUCUUCCUGCUUACCGUGGGCAGCAGUGUCCUCACCGCGUUCCUCCUGAGCCAGCUGGUACGGCGCAAACUGGAUCAGAAGACCCAGUGAAGGGAGGUGGCAGCUGGUAGGGAGGGAGGUAGAGUGGGAGCCCAGGGGUCCAGGCUUGGCUCCACAUAGGAACAAGGCCUGGUAAAGUUGUUUGUGUCUGG